This is a messenger RNA of Closterium sp. NIES-65, 2802 nucleotides long. NCBI's taxonomy places the organism in Eukaryota, Viridiplantae, Streptophyta, Zygnematophyceae, Desmidiales, Closteriaceae. The record is from the annotation of a GenBank genome assembly.
AUGGACGUGGACGUAGACGUGGACGUGGACGUGGACGUGGACGUGGACGUGGACGUGGACGUCGACGUGGACGUGGACGUGGACGUGGACGUGGACGUGGACGUGGAGGACGUGGAUGUGGACGUGGACGUGGAGAACUUGGACGUGGACAUGGACGUGAACGUGGACGUGGACGUGGACGUGGAGGACUUGGACGUGGACAUGGACGUGGACGUGGACGUGGACGUGGACGUGGACGUGGACAUGGACGUGGACGUGGACGUGGACGCGGACGUGGACCUGGACAUGGACGUGGACGUGGACGUGGACGUGGACAUGGACGUGGACGUGGACAUGGUCGUGGACGUGGACGUGGACGUGGACGUGGACAUGGACGUGGACGUGAACAAGACGUGGACAACGUGGACCUGGGCGUGGACAUGGACGUGGACGUGGACGUGGACGUGGACGUGGACGUGGACGUGGACGUGGACGUGGAGGUGGACGUGGUCGUGGAGGUGGACGUGGAGUGGACGUGGACGUGGACGUGGACGUGGACGUGGACGUGGACGUGGACGUGGACGUGGACGUGGACGUGGACGUGGACGUAGACAUGGACGUGGACGUAGACAUGGACGUGGACGUGGACGUGGACGUAGACAUGGACGUGGACGUAGACACGUGGACAUGGACGUGAACGUGGACGUGGACGUGGACGUGGAGGACUUGGACGUGCACAUGGACGUGGACGUGGACGUGGACGUGGACGUGGACAUGGAGGUGGACGUGGACGUGGACGUGGACAUGGAGGUGGACGUGGACGUGGACGUGGACAUGGACGUGGACAUGGACGUGGACGUAGACGUGGACAUGGACGUGGACAUGGACGUGGACGUGGACGUAGACGACUUGGACGUGGACAUGGACGUGGACGUGGAGUGGACGUGGAGUGGACGUGGACGUGGACAUGGACGUGGACGUGGACGUAGACGUGGACGUGGACGUGGACGUGGACGUGGACGUGGACGUGGACGUGGAGGUGGACGUGGACGUGGAGGUGGACGUGGAGUGGACGUGGACGUGGACGUGGACGUGGAGAACUUGGACGUGGACAUGGACGUGGACGUAGACGUAGACGUAGACGUGGACGUGGACGUGGACAUGGACGUGGACGUGGACGUGGACGUGGAGGACAUGGACGUGGACGUGGACGUGGACGUGGACGUGGAGAACUUAGACGUGGACAUGGACGUGGACGUGGAGGACUUGGACGUGCACAUGGACGUGGACGUGGACGUGGACGUGGACGUGGACAUGGAGGUGGACGUGGACGUGGACGUGGACGUGGACAUGGACGUGGACGUGGACGUGGACAUGGACGUAGACGUGGAUGUGGAGUGGACGUGGAGUGGACGUGGACGUGGACAUGGACGUGGACGUGGACGUAGACGUGGACGUGGACGUGGACGUGGACGUGGACGUGGACGUGGACGUGGAGGUGGACGUGGACGUGGAGGUGGACGUGGAGUGGACGUGGACGUGGACGUGGACGUGGAGAACUUGGACGUGGACAUGGACGUGAACGUGGACGUGGACGUGGACGUGGACUUGGACGUGGACGUGGAGGUGGACGUGGACGUGGAGGUGGACGUGGAGUGGACGUGGACACGUGGACGUGGAGGUGGACGUGGACGUGGACGUGGACGUGGAGUGGACGUGGACGUGGACGUGGACGUGGACGUGGACGUGGACGUGGACGUGGACGUGGACGUGGACAUGGACGUGGACGUGGACGUGGACAUGGACGUGGACGUGGACGUGGAACAUGGACGUGGACGUGGAGUGGACGUGGACGUGGACGUGGACGUGGACGUGGACGUGGACGUGGACAUGGACGUGGACAUGGACGUGGACGUGGACGUGGACAUGGACGUGGACGUAGACGUAGACGUUGACGUGGACGUGGACAUGGACGUGGACGUGGACGUGGACGUGGAGGACGUGGACGUGGACGUGGACGUGGACGUGGACGUGGACGUGGAGAACUUGGACGUGGACAUAGACGUGAACGUGGACAUGGACGUGGACGUGGAGGACUUGGACGUGGACAUGGACGUGGACGUGGAGUGGACGUGGACUGGACGUGGACGUGGACGUGGACAUGGACAUGGACGUGGACGUGGACGUGGACGUGGACAUGGACGUGAACGUGGACAUGGACGUGGACGUGGAGUGGACGUGGACGUGGACGUGGACGUUGACGUGGACAUGGACGUGGACGUGACGUGGACGUGGACGUGGACGUGGACAUGGACGUGGACGUGGACGUGGACGUGGACUGGAGGUGGACGUGGACGUGGACGUGGAUAUGGACGUGGACAUGGACGUGGACGUGGACGUGGACAUGGACGUGGACAUGGACGUGGACGUGGACGUGGACGUGGACGUGGACGUGGACGUGGAGUGGACGUGGACGUGGACAUGGACGUGGAUGUGGACGUGGACGUGGACGUGGACGUGGACGUGGAGGACGUGGACGUGGACGUGGACGUGGACGUGGAGAACUUGGACGUGGACAUGGACGUGAACGUGGACGCGGACGUGGAGGACUUGGACGUGGACAUGGACGUGGACGUGGACAUGGACGUGGACGUGGACGUGGACGUGGACGUGGACAUGGACGUGGACGUGGUCGUGGACGUGGACGUGGACAUGGACCUGGACAUGGACGUGGACGUGGACGUGGACGUGGACAUGGACGUGGACGUGGACAUGGUCGUGGACGUGGACGUGGACGUGGACGUGAACAAGACGUGGACGUGA